AUGAAAGCGAUAGUCACAAACCGGUUCCUACCCAAGCGGUUGCUCAGCUUUGCUCUUGGGAGGUCACUUGGGAAUGGUGCACUGAUUGCAGAUAUCCCGAUCCCGCAAAUCACUGAAAACGAGGUCCUGGUCAAAGUAUGUGCGGUCGCCCUAAAUCCAAUAGACUUCAAGGACAUCGACUUCGUUUCUCCACGAAAUAGUGUUGCCGGCUGCGACUAUGUGGGCCUGGUGACCAAGGUUGGGAAGAAUUCAGCACAACGUUGGAAAGUUGGGGACAGGAUAGCUGGCUUUGUUCAUGGCGGACAGUACCCUGAUGUGGGCUCCUUUGCUGAGUAUCUCAAAGUCGACGGAGAUCUCGCUUGGAAAGUGCCUGAGACAAUGAGCUACGCUGAAGCAGCUACCUACGGAGUUCCAGCAGCUACGGCGAUGCUUGCGCUCGCAUAUCUUGGCAUUCCCUGGGCAGAUAUCGAGAAGGGGCGCGACCUCCACACCAAUCAAUCGCCGUUCCUCGUUUACUCGGGCGGUUCGAAUGUCGGUCUCUUCGCGAUCCAGCUAGCGAAAAGGGCGGGUCUAAAGGUCGUUGUAACAGCAUCGCCCCGUUCCUUUGAUCUUGUGAAGCGAUAUGGUGCAGAUGCUGUCUAUGAUUACCGAUCUCCAACAGCAGCCGCAGAAAUAGCCAAAGCGUAUCCAAGUAUUACAAGAGCUUUGGACUGUUUCUCCGAGGGAGGUUCCACCGCGUUUUGCGCCAGUGUGAUGAAAUCGGGCAAAGUGAUAAUGUUACUUGACCGAGGGCAGCCGAAGAAACCAGAUAUCGAGUAUAAAUCUCUAAUGGUCUUCACUGUCUUCGGUCGGCAGUUUAGCAUAUUGGCGCCACUAGGUCCUUCAUUUCCGGUCGUCCCGUCUGAUCGCCAGGCUCUCCAGCAAUUUUAUGCUGCUCUACCAAAACUGUGUCAUGAUGUUGUCAAACCGCCACCUAUCACAAACACACAAGGUGGAUUCAGGGAGAUUUUCGAGGACUUGAACAAGCUCCGGAAGGGAGAAGCUCGAGGUACCAAGCUUGUUGUGGAAUUUGAAUGA
Messenger RNA from Aspergillus fumigatus Af293, 1077 nucleotides. RefSeq names its product putative ToxD-like zinc binding oxidoreductase. The coding region runs from base 1 to 1077 and encodes 358 amino acids. The transcript has a single exon. NCBI's taxonomy places the organism in Eukaryota, Fungi, Ascomycota, Eurotiomycetes, Eurotiales, Aspergillaceae. The record is from RefSeq and is a predicted model, not a curated record. Gene Ontology annotation, molecular function: oxidoreductase activity, acting on NAD(P)H.